Misgurnus anguillicaudatus (oriental weatherfish) is the source of this 2269-nucleotide messenger RNA. Lineage: Eukaryota; Metazoa; Chordata; Actinopteri; Cypriniformes; Cobitidae. The record is from RefSeq and is a predicted model, not a curated record.
UGUCUGUUUCGCACUCCGGAGCAGAAGGUGGCGGUAAUACGCAAAUUACGAUGGCUACCAGUCGCCGUUAAAACCCUAGAAUAAGUCUUUUAGCUACGCAGCGUCAGCGAGGAUAAGCGUCCACAGAUCGUUACUAUUGCUUACUGUUCUACAGAUUAUUCGAUCCAAAGUAAAACAAAGGCACUUUUAAGAGCCACUCUCUCACUUGUUCUUACUGUCUCUCUCUCUCUCUCUCUCUGUUGUCUCUCUUUCUCAUUUUCACACACACCUUUAUAUCUGUAUUGUGUGUCUAUUUUUUGUGUUUAUUUGUGAAACAUGUCUAAAAACCCAAGGGUCUUUAAUGAUCCCAGUAAGAUCAGAGGCCAUAUGGCCUCUGAAAUCAGUCAUGCUCUUCUCCAUGAGGCCAGGGCUGCAAUGGCAAUGCAAAGCUCUGCCAUUCCUCAAAAAAGAAAGAGGAACAGGAUAAAGAAAUCGGUCACAUGCAGGCGUGAGAAACGUCAGAGAGCACAAAGACCUGCAUUGGCUUCUGAAGUUACAGGGAACCCAGUGUGUGAGGAUGUCCCUCAGAUUGAAGAUCCAGAGUUGACUGCAAGUCUUGAAACACGUCUUCAAGAGUUGAGGGGUGCUCUUACCUCAUUUGAGUAUCCGGUGGCAACAGAACAGACGGUGUGGGCACAACGACAGGUGUUUGCUGAUGCAAGAGCAAAAACAGCUAGGCCAGUGCUCCUUGAUGCCAAACUCUCAGCUGAAAGAGUCAUCAAGCAAAUUUGCAACAAAUGCCAUGCUGGAGAGGCUUUCAUUAGGUGCCUGGAUUGUGUUCCUCUGGACAUGGAGUUUCUAUGUGGAAGCUGUGACAUAGAGGCCCACAAAAAGAAUGUGUUUCACAACAGGGAGGCAAUAUUUCAUGGCUACUUGGAGCCUAUUCCCCAUACAAAGGCUGUGGUGUUGGAUGACAAUGGCCAGCCUCACUUUUGUGAGCAGGUAUGUCAAUUGCCCUUGCCCACACACAGGGCAAUAUGUGAGUGCACCCAUGAGAUUGAGGUCACCACUGGAAAGCAUAUUUCAGUGGUCACCAUGGCGGGACGAUACGAUGUCUGUUUGCCCCGUAAGGUUUGCCCUACCUGCUUAGCAGAAUGGACUCCGGGGGUGAAACACCUUCUGAACUACUGUUACUGGCCAAGCACCACCAGCUGCCAGACACUGUACCGUUUUGAUGUCUUUGACGCUUUUGCACACAUGAAGGUAUCUGCUCCUUCAAUGUCAAGACAUGCCUUUUUAAAACUACUGGAGCACCAAUCUGUUCAGGCUGGAAGGCCAGGAAAUAUCUGUGCAGACACCUUUCAAAAAAGCUUUUUUGAAUAUUGUUUUUGCAAACACACGGAAGAGAUGAUGUGCGAAGUCAAUAGCUUUCAUUGUCCAGCAUGUCACCCAGACAUGUUGGCGGUAUGUUGCGAUGGGAAUCGCAAACAUUAUCGGUUUAGAAAAUCAAGGGGGACUGAGGAACCCUCUCUAUAUGCAGGAUUAUUUCUUGCCCAGGAUGAGGAGGUAUCUGCAUUCCUAAACGACAUCAGAAGCCGUAGCACAACAAGAGGAAAUGACAGUGGGAUGUGCGGUGUCUCAAGGUUCAGGGCAAGUAAGGAGACAUCAAAAAAAUCAUCCUCCAAAAUAGAUGAAGAGGGGAUUCAAGUGGCAGUCUGCAGACAUGGCAUAUUGCUACGAGGACUGAAUCACUACCGUGGUGAGGUAUUUGCCUACCCAAUGUUUUUGCAGAGAGAGUUGUCGAAGAGGGCAAAUGUCACUUUCUUCUGCAUGGAUGUUGUCUGCAGGUACUGGCCAUACCUAAGUAAAGUGGCUGAAGAAUCAUCAGAUCUUCAGCCGCUAACGGAAAUGAGGCCAUUUCUUAGUGUAAUGCAUGCCAAAGCUCAUACAGCGAAAUGCGAGGUGAGAUGGGGUGGCAGAAAUCAGGAUGGAGCAGGGAACACUGUUGGAGAGGAAGUUGAACAAGUCAACAGCUUUCUAUCUAGGGCAGCUCUUGUCACAAAAUACAUGACGAAGGCAGGGAGAGAGAAUAUGCUGACUCAACAGGCCAUGGGGUAGAACAGAAAAAAGAUAGAGAACCUCCACAAAGUCUUGGCUCACAGAUAUAUCAAAAUCUCUGAGAGGGCAAAGCUGGAAGCUGCCAGCUUCAGUGAAUUCCAGCAAAAGAAUCGCCUCACUGAACAAACCGUACAGCAGUGGGUAUGUGAUGUUCAGCAGUGGGCAGUCACAG